UCCAUAGCUACUCCACACAAACUCAGGUCGAUGGCUCCCAAGGAGAGCACCAGCAGCAAGCUUACCAUGAAGCUCCUGGUGAACUCCAAGACCCAGCGCGUUCUGUACGCUGAGGCCGGCAAGGAAGUCGUCGACUUCCUCUUCUCCCUCCUCACCUUGCCGGUGGGCACGGUCGUCAAGCUUCUGAGCACCGACACCAUGGUCGGCAGCGUCGGCAACCUGUACGGCAGCGUCGAGAAGCUCGACGACACCUACAUCAGCCGUGAGGACGCCAAGAAAGCCCUUCUCACCCCUGUCGCUGGUUGUCAGGGCGGCAUGCUGCUCCAGCUUGAGGCAGCGCCGCCUGAAUCCGCUUACUUCUACCGUUGCAACAGCUCCAUCCACAGCUACCCAAACUGCAGAAGCUACGUGACCAAGGUAAGUGGCUCAACGUGCAAGAGUUGCCACACUAAGAUGACCACGCAGCUGGUGGAGGUUGUGGAUCCGGACGCUGGCGCGGUGCCUUCUGCUGCUGCUGGAGCUGGGUUCGUGCAGAGGAUCGUGACGUACACUGUGAUGGACGACCUGAAGGUGUCGCCCAUGUCUUCCAUCUCUGGGAUCACACUCCUCAACAAGUGUGGGGUCACGGACAUCGGGUCGCUCCAGGAGAAGACCGUGCAGCUUGGCUACGAUGAGGGACUGGAGAUACUGAAGGCGUCGCUGCAGUCAAAGACGGUUCUCACUGACGUCUUCCUUCUGAAGAAGCGCAAGGGGUGAAGAAUUUCCGAGCAUCCAUGCAUGUACCAGUUCGGCCUUUGCAAGCUGUCUUGUGUUCACUGCAGCCUCCUCGGCCUCGUCGUUAUCGUCCGUGGUGUCAUAGCUUAUUUCGUUCAGUUUGUCCGUCUGUGUGUUAAUGUAUCAGCUACUAUUUGGGGAGUUCGUCGUCAGUGUUGCCUUUUGAAGUGUCCAGUUUGUUUCCGUUGUCUAGUUUGUGUGUCCGGUUUAAAUGCCGUAAUUUGAAACUCUCUUUUCUGGUUUGAAGAA
Molecule: messenger RNA, 1023 nt
Organism: Triticum aestivum (bread wheat)
Lineage: Eukaryota; Viridiplantae; Streptophyta; Magnoliopsida; Poales; Poaceae
Exons: 2
Coding region: 31-756 (241 amino acids)
Source: RefSeq, a predicted model, not a curated record